Messenger RNA from Onychostoma macrolepis, 6916 nucleotides. RefSeq names its product ankyrin repeat domain 12 (gene ankrd12). Bases 266 to 6274 code for a protein of 2002 amino acids. Gene Ontology annotation, cellular component: nucleoplasm. NCBI's taxonomy places the organism in Eukaryota, Metazoa, Chordata, Actinopteri, Cypriniformes, Cyprinidae. The record is from RefSeq and is a predicted model, not a curated record. Gene Ontology annotation, molecular function: protein binding. The transcript is spliced from 13 exons.
CCUCCGCUUUGCGUGUUUUUUCGCUGGGGCUUUUCUUAGAGACGGACUGACGGCGAUGUUUUCAAAAGCAGCACUGAGAGACGUCACACAGCCGUAGGGUUAAUGUUCAGUUUUUACCCUCCGACACACGUUUCUUUUUCUUAAAAUCGUCGAGAAUUCCUCCUCUGCUGGUAGGUGAAUGACGAAGAGGAAGCCGAAGAGCGCUGAGACGGCCCAUGAUGAAAUCUGUGAGCCGUAGCUGCCACAGCUAGUCAGAUGAUGCACCAUGGCCAAACCGGGAUCGGACCGAGAUGGAGUCAUGGUGGAGAAGACAGCGGGGAAGAAGAGUAAAGAGAAAAUCUCUCCAUUUGCCAAAACUCCGAAGCUGGAUCGGAGUGAAAUCCUGGGGAAAGAGGGAAAGUCAAAGUCUUCCAUGAAACGGAAGCUCUCCUUCACCGUCAGUCCACCCCGGAACGAGGAGCGGGACUCCGACACGGAUGACUCUGACCCCGGGCAGUCGAGCGAUGCGUGGGGAGAAAGAUUACUUCCUCCCUGCAGGAUAUACGCAGACAAAGAUGGUCCGGAUAAGAAGAAAGUUAAGAAGGAGUCGGGGGCUAAGAAGUCGACCCCUGUGAACAUUUUGUUCGGCUACCCUUUAUCAGAACGAAAGCAGAUGGCACUUGUCAUGCAGAUGACGGCGAGAGACAACAGUCCAGAUUCCACACCGAGCCACCCCUCUCAAUCUCCAGCGGUGCAGAAGAAGAUCGCUAGCAGCUCGUCCUCACGACAGAAGGACAAAGUGAACAAACGGAACGAGAGAGGAGAGACACCCCUGCAUAUGGCCGCCAUCAGAGGAGAUGUCAAGCAGGUGAAGGAACUCAUUGGGCUCGGAGCGGAUGUGAACGUCAAAGAUUUUGCAGGUUGGACGCCUCUCCAUGAAGCUUGUAACCUUGGUUACUAUGAUGUGGCGAAGGUUCUGAUUGGUGCAGGAGCGGAAGUGAACACGCAGGGAUUGGACAAUGACACUCCGCUUCAUGACGCCUCCAGCAGCGGACACAAAGAUAUUGUGAAGCUACUCUUGCGUCAUGGAGGCGAUGCCUUCCAGGCCAACAAGAGAGGGGAGAGACCGGUUGAUGUUGCUGACUCUCAGGAGCUUGAGCAGUUACUCAAGGGAGAGAUCCCACUCUCUGAAGCAGAAGAGAGCUCUUCAGAAUCAGAGGACCCACCUUCAGUAAAUCCAUCCAGUGUAGACGAGAACAUGGAGUACUCCGAUGCUGAAAAAGACUCUGACAGUAAAUCGACCACAGUGAAGGCCUCAUCAUCCAUGUCAGGGCUGGAUGAAUAUGAAUUUAAGGAUGAGGAAGAGGAGGAGGAUCUCAGUAAGGCACUUAAUGACCGACACAUCCUACGGCGAGAGCUACGGCAAAAGGAGAAGGAGGAGAAGGAGAGGAACCACUAUGCUUCCAAACAAGGCAGCAAAAGCGACCAGUCGACGCCAACGUGCAAGUCUAAAAAAACAAAGGCGUCACGUAUCUACUGCAGUUCAGAUAGUUCAAGCGAUGAAGCCGAGGUGCCAACAGAAAGAAGGAACUCUCCCACCAGGUCGGUCAGUGUGGAUGGUCACAAAACGGAUGGUAGAUCGAAGAAAGAAAGCUUGACUCUCACGCCAGUGGAACAGAAAGAAAAAGGUAAACAGAAGAAAAAGAACAAGAGCCAAAGCAAAAACAAGGAGAACCAGGAAGUCCGAGAAGAAGGGAAGGAGAACAGCAAGUCCCUUCUGUUUUCCUCGGCCACUGUGUCCGACAAUUCUGACAAGAGCGUCAGGGAAGAGGACUCGUUCAAAAUGUCAUUCAGUACAAAGGAUGACACAUCGGUCCACCUCUUUCACCUGUCUGUAGUCAAGUCUCCAAAGCUGAACCACAGCCAAACUGACAAGCAGACAACUCCAUUGAAACAGGAAAACGCUAAGACUUGUGUUUCUAUCGCUGAUGGAUCCUGUCCAGGGGACGGCGUCAAAUACAACCACUACACGGAGUCUGACUUCUGCACGGAAGGUUCUAGCAGCAAGAGCUGCAAGCACAAGGAAAAGAGCAAACAUCACCACAAAGAGCUUAACUUGGACGGAGAUGAUGGCAGUUGCAGUCCUUUCAAAGACAGUAGUCUAAGCAACAGUAUGGACAGUUCUGAGGCUGUCUUCAGGAAGACUGACAAAGAUGGGAAAGUUGUAAAAAAGCACAAGCUGAAACACAAGGAGAAGGAAAAGUAUAGGAAAGAGUAUGAGGCAGAGAGGAAUCGCCACCGGCAAAAAGAGCCACGCAAGGACGGACAUAGGAACAUGGAGUUUGAUCGGGAGUUUUGGAAGGAGAACUUCUUCAAAAGUGAUGAAAAUGAAGAACUCACAGGCAAAUGUGAGAUGCCCGCUGGUGGAUCUCCUCCGAAAUCCUCAGACUCAUCUCCUGUUAAAGAGGAAAGAGGGGCGUCAAAAGACAAACAUUUAAGCAGCAAUAAGGACAGAAGGCCAAAAGAGGAACGAGAAAAGGACAAGUCUAUUAAAAAAGAGAAAAAAGAGGUGCCCCUUAAAGAGGAGCGGGGAAAGGAUGGAAAAGGAGAUGAAGUUGAUGAACGGAGUGAGGGUCUUGGCCUUGGCCGAGUUCCUGACAGCUCACUGCACAGUUCAGGAGUGAAAGAAGAAGUAGAUGAUAAACCAGUCACUGGCAGUUCAGCUGACCAAGAUCAACUGGAGUCUCCAGAGAAGACCUCUCGAGAGAAAAAUGAUAAGCGACCACCAACAAAGGAUCGGGAGUCUGAAAAGUCUGAUAAGAAACACGCAGAUAAAGAUAAGAAAGUAAAAUCUGAGCAUUUAGCUGACAAGACUGAACCUCACAACUCUACAGAUCGAUGGAAAGAAAAGGAGAAAUUAACAAAUAUUUCACAUUCACCCAAUGAUAAGAGCCAUAAAGAGGGUGACAAGCUCAAAGCAAUGUCUUUAAUGAAAAAGCAUGAAGAGAACAAGAAGAAUAAGGACAAGCUUGACAAAAGAGCUGAGAAAGAGCACUCUGGUGACCACAGAGACAAAGAUAAAACGAGUUCUGAAAAGAAAGGCAAAGCCCCUGAGAAAACCACUGAUCAUGGAAAAUCUGACCGCAGUAAAGAAAAAGAACGGGACAAAGAUUCUGACAAGAGGAAAAAAGAGAAAUCAAAAGAGACCACCCCCUCUUCCUCCUCCUACUCCAAUCUAAAGUUGUUAUUGGAAGAGAAGAAAGGCCAUGUUUGUGAGAAUAACAAGGUUGUUUCGUCUAAGUCAAAAGAAGAGGCAACCAAGCCUCCAGAGAAAGACCGGGAUAGAAGAGAGCGGGACCGAGAGUCUGAAAGGCAUCGAGACCGUGAGCGGGACCGACACAAGGAAAAGGACAAAGAUCGAUCCCAGCUGAACAGGGAUGGCAAAAUUAGCAAGCCGAAACCAAGCGAAGUGGACUCCAAAUCUAAGGUUGCGCCUACUCUAAAGGAUACUCGUCCCAAAGAAAAGAGGUUGGUGAACGACGACCUCAUGAAGACCAGCUUUGAACGCAUGCUCAGUCUCAAGGACCAGGAAAUUGAACAGUGGCACAGGAAGCACCUGGAGAAAAUCAAGCAAAAGGAACGUGAGCGGCUAAAGCAGCGUCCAGGAAUUGACCCUGGGAAACAGAAAAGCAAGGAAAAAACUAAAACAUCCUCCUCGUCCAGUGAGCCUUGUCUAACCAAGGAACUGACUCGGUCAAAGAGCUCAGAAGCACCAGAUGGGCACCGUGAGAAAGUCUUAAAAGAUGCCACCAGUGGAAGAACGCUCUCGCUGGAUACAAAAACCCUCGGGAAGAAUGGGCCAGUCAUAGAAAAUAAUCUCAGUCCAUCUCCAAGACCAGAGAGUGAAAAAUCUGGCAUUAUGUCAAGAUCAGUAUCCAUGAUCUCUGUGGCAAGUUCAGAAGAUUCCUGUCAUGCAACCAUACUGACACCUAGACCAACUGAAUAUGAUUCUGACAUGAACAUGGACGCUUCAGAUUCCCUGCCACCUUUCCAGCAGUCUUCCCUCGUUGUACAGUCCUCCAGAUCACCUAAUGUUCAUGAUAAAGAUACCAGCAGUCUUCCCGAAGCGGCUCUCUGCAAUAGAACACCAUUAUCAAGUAGACAUGCGUCCCCAUGCUUAAGGGCUAUUCUGGAUGAAGAAGCCAAGGUGCCACCAGCUGAAACUAGACUGACAGAAGAGUCUCAGAUAAUCAGUAUUGCGUCACAGCCAAGCAGUGAGCAAGCUGCGGUUCUUACAACCGAGAUUAGCUUGCUACCUGUGCAGGAGAAUAGGAGCAGUCAAAGUCUUACUAGUGCUCUUCCAGAAAGCGAAAAUCUGACUAGCAAUGAAGGUGAAGGCGUCACUCCUGUUUCUCAAGUUCAGCCUUCAUCACACUUGCGAGAGUCUUGUGCUAAAAACCUAAGUAGCCUCACACAGGCUAACAGUGUGUUUCAGACCCAUUUGCAAGAGCAGAGCAGUUCUUGCAACACUAGUAGUCAAGUAGAGCAUGCAAGUCUUGGUCAGCUUGAUGUCCCUGGUGCCGGAAUGACGGAGGGAUCAAACAAGGAGUCAUCACUAGUUGUUACAUCACAAGUUGCAUCAUUUCAGUCUUCUCACACACAAAAUUCAUCUGACACCAGUGCACCUUUGAAUUCUAGUAGCCAGCAGUGGGAAACUGGCCCUGUUUCCAAUUGCGAACAGACAUUGACCGCAGACUCGAGGCCAGAGCAAAGAGAGAAACCCUUGGUUGUUUCUGAGAACAAAGUGGAAAAGAGUGGGGAAAACGUCAGCAAAACAGAUUGCACUCCAAGUACAUCUAUUGGUUCAUGUAGACCAAGCUCUGAAGAAACUACUAAACCACUGCUGAAAACAACCAGUGUCCAAGAGGAUUCAGAAAAGGGUGAUGCAAGAGUGCAAGAUGAAAGUACCUCAAGCUUCUCCAGUGAGCCAUUGGUUACAGUUGAUGCUCAACCAGAGAAACACGAGCAAGGCAUUCAUGCAGCUUCAGCCACAACUGUGUCUCGCUGUGCCAGUCCAGAAAGGAUCCCUGAGGAGCCCAUGGAGGUGUCUGAAGAUGUUUUGGACAAGAACCGAAUCUCAGAAACGGAUGGGGCAAAAGUCUUCUCCUCAGAUGAAGGUGCAACAACUCAAGCCUUGUCUGAAAGCAAAGCUGACAUAGAGGCAUCAGACCAGCUUUCUAUUGAGGAGAAGCCUAUGAAAUCAGACCUUCAGGAUAAUGAAGAACAGGGUCAAAGCAGUGCUGCUGUUCAACCUGAUUAUCAAGCAGAGCCUCCCAGUGGUGCAACCUCAGGAAGUUCCUCCCCGAUGUCAGUCGCGGAGAGAGAUUCCGAUUCAUCUGGGGCCAGAGCCAAAGUCCGACUCCUUGAAGAAGAAGCUGAUAUUCAGGUGACCCAUCCAAGGAAAAGAAAGAUGCCUAGGGUUUCUCCACCGGCCCAAGUGAACCUUACAGCUCAGCAGGUCAAAGAAAAGACGCAACAGUCUUUAGCUGCAAUUGUAGAUGCACUUAAGCUUGAAGAGAUCCAGCCUUACCAGACUGAGAGAGCAAACCCUUAUUAUGAAUACUUACACAUUCGCAAGAAGAUCGAGGAGAAGAGGAAAGUACUUUGUAGUGUCAUUCCUCAAGCACCUCAGUACUACGAUGAAUAUGUGACAUUCAAUGGGUCCUAUCUGCUGGAUGGAAACCCUCUCAGCAAGCUCUGCAUCCCAACGAUAACGCCACCUCCCUCACUACCUGAACCACUGAAGGAGAUGUUCAAACAGCAAGAGGUGGUACGGAUGAAGCUAAGACUGCAGCACAGCAUCGAAAGGGAAAAGCUGAUUGUAUCCAAUGAGCAGGAGGUUUUGAGAGUUCAUUACCGUGCUGCAAGAACACUAGCCAAUCAGACGCUUCCAUUCAGUGCCUGCACAGUCCUAUUGGAUGCUGAAGUAUACAACAUGCCCCAGGACGUCCAGAGUGACGAUGGGAAGACCUCUGUUAGAGAUCGUUUCAAUGCGAGGCAAUUUAUGUCUUGGCUUCAGGAUGUAGAUGACAAGUUUGACAAGUUGAAGACUUGUCUCUUGAUGCGUCAGCAGCAUGAAGCAGCAGCGUUAAACGCCGUUCAGCGUCUGGAGUGGCAGCUGAAGCUGCAGGAGUUGGAUCCCGCCACUUACAAGUCUACCAGCAUUUUCGAGAUUCCCGAAUUCUACAUCCCCCUCGUGGAGGUCAACGAUGACUUCGACUUGACGCCGAUAUGACCCGCCGAUGAGAUAGAGAGACGACGAUUUAGUAGCUGUCGGACCACGAGCGUAGGACGAAAACACAAAGCAUCUGACUUGGAGGUGUGCGUGCGUAUGUAUGUUGUGUGUUUGUGUGUCACGGUGCACAUGUCGUUGACCGGACGCUUUCUAAUAAAAGUUGUAAAAAGAAAAAGCGCUGCACUUCCAGGCUAGCUGUCAUCACCGGUUCAGUCUGUUCGCUGUUCUAGUUCUGGUUCCCGGUCCAAACGCACUUCACCAUAUGGGCGCCAGAUCGGCUCUGAUAGACUGCAGGCCUAAUCUAAAACGCACUUAACCCUGAGGUCCACCAUCCGGAACGGUAGACCACGGGUCGACAGAAGAGCAUCGGAAAAAAACAGCCUCCGGAGGGUGAAGACCACCAUCGGAAAGCGUGCGAGAGAGGUUUUCCUCCUCCGUUAAGAAAGAGAUCUCAAUCCAACAUGUUUCUACAGUGAGUGUUCAUAGAUUAUGUAUAGAUUGUGCUCCUCAUUUUUUAACUUAUUUUAUACAUACUGAUUGUGCAUUUGUAAAUAGCCAUGUAAUUAUUGUUUUUAACUUGUAAAAAAUGAAAGAAAACUGAGAGGACGGAAAAGUUUAAGUAAUAAAUAUUUUGAUUGUAAA